AUGACAGCCACGGGGGGGGCCACGCUCCCUGCAUCGGGGUCUAAGGGUGAAGAUGAGGAGAUCAGAACACUGGUUUCCGACGUUAAGGAGAAACUUGAAGAGGCCGAGGCAAUGGAGGCCUCAGCUGCUGAUCUUGAAGAGAAUCUGGAAUACCGUGAGGCAAAGGAAGUCUUCAAGAGAGCUUUAGAUAUUCGCGUGGGUGCGUUAGGUAAUGAGCACGUCUUGGUAGCGCGGAGUUUAAACUGCAUGGGGUGUUGUCUCGCGACUCUUGGCAAAUACGUCGAAGCAGCGAGCUUGCAUCAAAGCGCAUUGGACAUCUGCGAAGCGCGCAAUUACCGCCAGGGCGUGGCAACCAGCAUCGGUCAUUUGGGAGCGGCGAUGCUGAAGCAAGGUCAUUUCUUCAGGGCUAAAGAGUACUGCAACCGAGCAGUGGAGAUGAAAACACGGCUGCUGGGAGGGCGGCACCCUAGCGUGGCACACAGCCUGAACGACCUGGGAAUGGUGAUGUAUGAGCUGUCGGACUUGGUCGGUGCCGAAAGGUGCUUCGCCGAAGCUCUGGACAUUACGAACGACGAGGGCAACUUGGAGGCUGCACGGAGCUUGGGUGGCCUGGGAAUGGUGAUGUGGGAAUACGAUAGCUAUCAAAAGUCUGAGGUGCACCACAGAAAAGCCCUGGCCAUUGCAAAGCGGAUGGCUUCUGACGGUCACCCGGCUAUUGCAGAGAGCCUCACAAAUGUAGGGGUGGCUAUUUCUUGUCAAGGCAGGCUCUCGGAAGCCGAAGAAUACCAUUACCAGGCACUGGCUAUGAGGAAACGAGUUCUGGGCGAUGAGCACCCCGAUGUUGGCGAGAGCUUAAACAACAUCGCCACUGUGCUGGGCGAGCAAGGAAGGCUUCCCGAGGCUGUGCACUGCCACUGGAGGGCCUUGACCAUUUGGGAACAAUCUCUGGGGCGCUGCCACCCGUGUGUUGCAUCGAGCUUGCGAUGGCUGGGACGUUUGAUGUCCCAGCAGGAGAGAUUUUGCGAGGCUGAACAGUACCAUAGGAGGGAAUUGAGUAUACGCCAAAAAGUCUAUGGAUGCCGUCACGCAGAGGCUGCUUGGAGUCUGUUCGACCUUGGAUUGGCACUGCGUAAUCAGGACAAGCUUGUAGAAGCGGAGGAUGUCUUGGAAACGUGUCUCGAAGUAGAGAAAGGGCUCCCAGGCUACAACGCUGGGAACGCUGCAGCAGCAAUAACAGAAUUGGACAAGAUUCGCGAGCAGAAGAGCGACAUUCAAUAG
Molecule: messenger RNA, 1278 nt
Organism: Ostreobium quekettii
Lineage: Eukaryota; Viridiplantae; Chlorophyta; Ulvophyceae; Bryopsidales; Ostreobiaceae
Source: the annotation of a GenBank genome assembly